UUCAGUUCUAGUUGAGCGUUCGUGCGUGCGUGUUCUCCGCGUGCGACCAGUUUUUCCACGUCGUACAUUUUCCGUAUUCUCGGCAGCGCCAACCAAGGAUUUACGUGAUCGUGAGUUUAAGGCACUGUCAGAAAAGUUGCAACAGGAGCAAUAAUCAAGCACCGGAGCUUUACUUUUGUUUUAUUCACAAUCCGAAAUCAGUGCUGUGACUUUAGUGACAAUUACGAUAAGUUUAUUUAUGUUAAAUAUUUUGUUCGGAAGUUUUGUUGUUUCCUGUCGUCCUGAAGGUGGGCUGAAUAAGUGCUAUCGAAAGCAAUCCGAAAUUUUCAUUCAAAUGAAAUUCUGAGCAAUUCUUGAGAUUGCGUGUGCGUGUGUGCUACUACUUGCUGGAAAAUGCCGUGCAAUUAGAGCUAUCGUCCUGGAUUGCGUAGAUUUAUUCUGAGUGUGUGUGUGUGUGUGUGUUUCGUAAAUGUAUGUGUGUGUUAGUGCUUUGUAAUGCAGUAUUGCAAUCAGGUUGCGAAUUCUAAACCGUGCAUACGAUAGUGGUUUAUCAACUGGGCUAGAAAAUGCUACAGGCUCAAAAGCAGCAUCAAACAGGAAUCUAACAGAACCAACGCACAGUUCGCCGAAGAGCGGGAUAACGCCCCAGAAGCAUUCAGUGUGUGCCUUAGGGAAACUAGUGCAGAUAUACGCGAACGAAGCGGAUCAUCAAGCGGUACCUUGAUUGGCAUCGCACUACCACACCAAGUCCUGAUCAACAUCAUUCCCACCAAAAUCAUCCUAUAUGGUAAUGGCAGAGAUCGGUGGCCCAUUGGCACACCAACUACCCUUACACAACCAUAGAGGUGGACUGGUGCAACCGUCGCUGGUAAUGAACCAUCACCUGGACUCUCUGGACAGCAGUUGCCAUGGACCAAACAUUCACCCAAAAAAAGAACGCCUUUCCCUGUGCGUUGGAUGCGGUGGUCAAAUCCAUGACCAGUACAUCCUGCGUGUCGCACCCGACCUCGAAUGGCACGCAGCCUGCCUCAAGUGCCAGGAAUGUCGUCAAUUUCUGGACGAGAGCUGUACCUGUUUCGUGCGUGACGGCAAAACCUAUUGCAAGCGAGAUUACGUGAGAUUAUUCGGUACCAAAUGUGAUAAGUGCGGCAGCUCCUUUAGCAAAAACGAUUUCGUGAUGCGAGCCAAAACGAAAAUCUACCACAUAGAAUGCUUUCGAUGUUCGGCCUGCGCCCGCCAACUAAUACCAGGUGAUGAGUUUGCGCUCCGUGAUGGUGGUUCGCUUUACUGCAAGGAGGACCACGACCAUCUAGAGAAAACGUCCCAAAAUGGCCUCAUACAGGGCGUGGAGCCCAACAACAAUAUCAGCGGCAAUGCCAACAACAACAACAACAUCAACAGUACCAACAACAACAAUAAUAGUUUAAGCAAUAAUAACCACUCGAGUGAGCUGGGAUCGAUGUCAGAUUCGGGCAGUGAAUCGGGAUCUCACAAAAGUUUGCGAGGCAAAGGACCCACCGGACCAUCGGACGGUAAACCGACGCGGGUGCGGACGGUGCUAAACGAAAAGCAGCUACACACGCUUCGUACGUGCUACAACGCCAACCCGCGACCCGACGCCCUCAUGAAGGAGCAGCUAGUGGAGAUGACCGGUCUGUCACCGCGGGUCAUACGGGUUUGGUUCCAGAACAAGCGCUGCAAGGAUAAGAAAAAGACCAUCCAGAUGAAACUGCAGAUGCAGCAAGAGAAGGAAGGGCGAAAGCUGGGCUACGGAAUGCAGGGUAUACCGAUGGUGGCCAGCUCACCUGUGCGGCACGACUCGCCGCUUAAUCUGCACGGGCUAGAGGUGACCGCCUAUCAACCACCGUGGAAGGCGCUGUCCGAUUUCGCACUCCAUUCCGAUCUCGAUAGCAACGGAUCGAUCAACACGCACACACCCGCGUUCCAGCAUUUAGUCAAUCAGAUGCAUGGAUACGACGUCGGCAAUGGUGGUGGAGCUGGUGGAGGUCCUGGCGGCGGUCCGGGCGGUAUGCCACCGAUGCCGGGGCAGGUUGGGCAGGUUCCUCCCAUCGGGUCACACAUGGAUCUCAGCGGGCAUCAUCAUCCGGAUAGUACGGACUCAUACGUAACCUAUCUCGAAAGCGACGAUAGCAUGCAGGGCAGCCCAUAAGAAGUUUGCUCACAAUCUCACACACAACACAAUCUAAUGGCAAUAUACGGCACACACACACAAACACACAAGCAACGCUUUUUUUGAAGCAACCAUAAUGUCCUUCAUACGGAAACGCACCAGAGAAUGAUAUUUCAAAGUGUACCAGUAAGCUUUUGGAUCCUGUGGCCGUCGUAUCUCAAGCGCAGCUUAUCGACGCGGGACCGUACAUGUAUUUUUUUUUUCCUUAGACAAAUCGAUUAACUACUCAACUCGACUCAAUGUUGUGACCCACACACGAAGAUUGCUUGUGUUUCGUCUUUACAUUUGGUUGGCAUUUUUGGGAUUUUAAUUUAAUUAUGCAUUAAGGGUGGAAUCAUCGGGGCAAACGAAGUGCUUGCGGGGCGAACUAAUGUUACAGAGAUAAAGUUAUACAUUGGUUAACAUGUUACAUGUUGCAACAACACUAGUGCGCAAGUAAUAGCAAAUAGCAAAACCGAGGGCCGAUCCGGAAGGUUCAUUGUACAUAGUGUAAAAACAAAAACAAAUUACCACUUAGCAAACGUCCACUGAACACUUCUACCUACCGAAUCACUCAAUCACGCGCCACACCACUCUCGCCUCUGGCACACUGAGCAAACGGAACAAUGGAUUUAAGGGAAGCAAAAUUUGCAACUAGACAACGCGCCAAUUCAGCAAUUGAUACGAUAAGCAAAGUUACAGUUUGUAUAUGUCUAUAGACAAACAUCGGAAGAAAUACAAAACUAAUAACCGCAAAGAUGGAACGAAUGCAAAGGAAAACCAGCUGGCACCGGAACAAAACCCAUACACAUAUUUAUCCUUAGGCCAGAGUUGAGGUAAUGUGUAAAAGGUUUUUUUUUUUUGUUUUUCUUCUCACGGACAAGAUGUCACAAAUGAUAAUGCGUUGCGUCGGAAAAACGAUCAUAAAAAGGAAAAUAUUUGCUUCUGUGCGCAAGUGAAGCCAUUAUGUAAGGGCCGAGUGAAUCGAAUGCGGCGAGGUGAAGCGGAUCACGACGUCUGGGGUAGGAGCUGUAGGUUUAAAUAAUCUAAUCAUAUAAGAACUAUCGGUAUUUAAAGAAAACAUUGAAAAGAUAAGCAUAAAAAACAGAACAGAAAAUAAAACAAAAUACAAACAUAACGCAUAA
Anopheles stephensi (Asian malaria mosquito) is the source of this 3315-nucleotide messenger RNA. RefSeq names its product insulin gene enhancer protein isl-1 (gene tup). NCBI's taxonomy places the organism in Eukaryota, Metazoa, Arthropoda, Insecta, Diptera, Culicidae. Bases 785 to 2170 code for a protein of 461 amino acids. Gene Ontology annotation, molecular function: cis-regulatory region sequence-specific DNA binding; DNA-binding transcription factor activity, RNA polymerase II-specific. The record is from RefSeq and is a predicted model, not a curated record. Gene Ontology annotation, biological process: positive regulation of transcription by RNA polymerase II; neuron fate specification; axonogenesis. Gene Ontology annotation, cellular component: nucleus. The transcript has 8 exons.